AUGUCAGUACCGCUGUCUUCUAAGGAGCAAUCCCUGUUCAAGCAGGUUGUUCAGCUCUACGAGUCCAAGCAAUACAAGAGGGGUAUCAAGACUGCCGACCAAGUAUUGAAGAAGGUUCCCAACCAUGGCGACACGCAGGCCAUGAAGGCCUUGAUCCUCAACUCCCAAGGCAAGACCGAAGAAGCCUUUGAUCUGGCCAAACUCGCCCUCAAGAAUGCCAUGAAGUCGAAUGUCUGUUGGCACGUCUACGGCCUGUUGUAUCGCUCGGUCAAGAACUACGACGAAGCAAUCAAGGCCUACAAGUUUGCCCUGCGCCUCGACCCCGACUCGCGCCAGAUCCAGCGCGACCUCUCGCUCCUCCAGGCCCAGACCCGCGAUUGGAAGGGCCUUGUCGACAGUCGCAGAACCAUGUUGACCGCUUCUUCCGGUGUUCGCGCCAACUGGACCGCCAUGGCUAUUGCCCACCACAUGGCUGGCGACUACCAGGCUGCCGAGAAGGUCUUGACCAUGUACGAGGACACUCUCAAGGUUCCUCCGCCCGCAACCGACCUCGAGCACCACGAAGCCGUCCUGUACAAGAACACCAUCAUUGCCGAGUCUGGCGACUACGAACGAGCUCUUCAAGGCCUCAAGGCUCUUUACAAGUCCAACCCCGAUAGAACCGCCGUCAUGGAACUCAGGGCCGAGUACUUGUUGAAGCUGGAUCGCAAAGAGGAGGCUGAAAAGGCAUACCGCAAUCUGCUCGAGAGAAAUGCCGAGAGACGCGCCUACUACGACGGCUUGGAGAAGACGCUGGGCUUGGACAGAAAUGACCCGGCCGCACACACCCAGCUGCUGGACCUGUACAAGUCGUUUGCCGAGAAGAGCGAGAGAAUCGACGCACCCAGACGUGUGCCGCUCGACUUCCUCCAAGGCGACGCUUUCCGCGAGGCCGCUGAUGCCUACCUCACACGAGUCUUCCGCAAGGGUGUCCCCUCGACUUUCGCCAAUGUCAAGGCCCUGUACAACGACGAGUCCAAGAAGCAAACCAUUGAACAGCUGGUCCUCGGUUACGCUUCUCAGGACAACCAAGAGAACGGCAAGAACUGGCAUCUCGCCGUAAACUACUUCCUCGCACAACACUACGAUUACCACCUCUGCCGCAACCUCGAAAAGGCCUCUGAAUACAUCGAAAAGACCAUCGCCCUCAACACAAAUCCCCAAGACUACACCUUCCACCUCACAAAAGCAAGAAUCACAAAACACUCUGGCGACCUCGAAGCGGCAGCAAAGCAAAUGAACGAAGCUCGCGAAAUGGACCGCGCCGACCGCUACAUCAACACAAAGUGCGCAAAAUACCAAUUACGAAACAACCAAAACGAUACCGCCAUCGAGACCAUGGGUCUUUUCACCCGCAAGGAAGCUAACGGCGGUCCGCUGGGUGAUUUGCUCGACAUGCAAUGCAUGUGGUACCUGUUCGAAGACGGCGAAGCCUACAAACGCCAGAGCAAGCUGGGUCUAGCUCUCAAGCGCUUCAAGUCAAUCCACGACAUCUUUGACGUCUGGUACGAGGACCAAUUCGAUUUCCACAGUUUCUCUCUGCGCAAGGGCAUGAUUCGCGCAUACGUCGACAUGAUCCGCUGGGAGGAUCAUUUGCGCCAACAUCCCUUUUACUCGAGGGCUGCAUACUCGGCCAUCGACAUCUACGUCAAACUCUUCGACGACCCCAACUACGGCUCAGCAAACGGCGACCUCAGCGACGCAGAUAAGAAAAAGGCAGAAAAGAAAGCACGCAAGGAAAAGGAAAAGGCAGAGGCAGACAAGAAGGCCGCCGCUGCCGCAAAGGCAACAGCUACUUCGGAAGAGGUGGUCAAGAAGGAAGACACAGACCCGCAAGGCGAAGAGUUGCUCAAGACCAAGGACCCGCUUGCUGAGGCUAUGAAGUACCUUUCUCCUCUGCUCGAGCAAAGCCCUCUGAACAUCAAGUCUCAACAAGCCGGCUUUGAAGUCUUUGUGCGUAGGGAAAAGUACCUUCCUGCAUUGAAGUGCUUGGUCGCUGCUUCCAAGAUUGAUGCCAAUGACGCAACGGUGAAGGAACAGACCGCCCGUCUGCGCAAAACUCUGUCUGAGCUCAAGGAGCCUCUACCGGAAAAAAUCAAGGAGGUCAUUGAUGCCGAGCUGGCCACACUACCAUAG
Molecule: messenger RNA, 2175 nt
Organism: Aureobasidium namibiae CBS 147.97
Lineage: Eukaryota; Fungi; Ascomycota; Dothideomycetes; Dothideales; Saccotheciaceae
Product: N-terminal acetyltransferase A, auxiliary subunit
Exons: 3
Coding region: 1-2175 (724 amino acids)
Biological process (GO): N-terminal peptidyl-methionine acetylation
Cellular component (GO): NatA complex; cytoplasm
Molecular function (GO): protein-N-terminal amino-acid acetyltransferase activity; protein binding
Source: RefSeq, a predicted model, not a curated record